AUGGCGUUCCCAAAGAGCCCUGCUACCACCGUGAGCAGCUAUGCUUCUACUCCGCUGAGUAGCUGCCCCAGCUCCUCCAUCUCCACAGGCUGCAGCACCCCUGCCACCCCAAACCCCUUUGCAGUCGCCGCAAUAAGCCCCGCCGAGAUCCGGUACAUAGUUCCAGCCGGACGUGCCAGUAACCACAAGCCGGUGCUAGCAGCCACAGGCACUCCUGAAUUCACACAGGGCAAGAAGCUUCAGCAGCAUCAGGAUCAGGAUCACAAGCCGGCGCUAGCAGCCACAGGAACUCCUGAAUUCGCACAGGGACAGAAGCUUCAGCAGCAUCAGGAUCUUCCGGAAUCAGCAGCGAAGUUCCCUAAGCAAGAAAACCCAGCACCAGCAACCACAGGAAGUAUGGAAUUCAUACAGGGAAAGAAGCCUCAGCAGCAUCAGGAUCUUCUUGAAUCAGCAGCGAACUUCCCUAACCAAGAAAUCAAUGGCUGGGAGCAUCCAGACCUCUGUUCACCAUCAAAGCUGCUCAAGAACGCAAGUACUUCUAUCAAGGAGAUCAGUCGCUGGGCAAGAUCUUCAACGGGGUCAAAGGUGAACUCAAAUAUCCGGCUCUUGCAGUUUCUAUUUUCUUUGAUACAAGUGAUAACUUCGACAACACCACACCCAGAUCACGUCGUCGCCAUGAUACGAGUCCACGAAGCGCUUGCUAACCUGUUGCUGGUCCUGCCCAAGAAUAUAUUCCCUUUCCUGUUGCAACACUUCGCUCAGUUUGUAGAUGAACUAUGCCCGAAAAGAGGUGCAUCGCUAUCAGAAAGGUUUGGAAACACACUGCAUGAUUUGCGAAGAAGCAUAAAAAGUGGACUUCAGGUACUCAAAGACAUGAUCUUGGACUAUACAUCUGACAUAGUCCCCCAAGGUGGUGGUGUCCAUGAGAUCACCAAAUACUUGUUAAAAUACAUCAUGUCACUUCUGGACAAUGGCACCUCUCUCAAGAUCAUACUUGUCGGUGAUGAACAGGAUGGCAAGGUUGCAAUGGAGACGCUGCAAGAUAUUGUUGCUACCUUGAUCUCUCACUUGGAAAUUAUGCUUGAGAAAGAAUCUCAUCGAUAUAAAGAUGCAGGGUUGAAACAAAUGUUCAUGGUGAAUAAUGUGAAGUUUUUGUUAUAUCAAGUAGAAGGCUCAGAGAUAGGGUAUCUUCUAGGAGAUGAUUGGGUUCUGAAGCACCGAGACCAACUAAAGGAACACGUCUCAUCGUUUAUCAACAUUUCUUGGGAAUCUGUCAUGCGUUGCUUCCAUGUAAAGACCAGCAAAAUCCCAAUCUUUUCUAGCCUACCAACACUGCGAAUAUUUAACCUGGAAUUUGAGAAAACCUACUGGACUCAGAAGACAUGGAAAGUUGAAAAUCCUCUGCUCCGGUCCAAUAUGCGUACAUCAGUAUCAGAGAAGCUUGUUCAGGCUUACAGUACAUACCUUGAGAAUCACAAAAACAAAGCUCCAAAGCUUAUGAAGUACACCCCUGAAGAUCUUGAAGAGCUGCUGUCAGAUCUGUUUGAAGGAUAA
Molecule: messenger RNA, 1554 nt
Organism: Hordeum vulgare subsp. vulgare (domesticated barley)
Lineage: Eukaryota; Viridiplantae; Streptophyta; Magnoliopsida; Poales; Poaceae
Product: exocyst complex component EXO70E2-like
Exons: 1
Coding region: 1-1554 (517 amino acids)
Biological process (GO): exocytosis
Cellular component (GO): exocyst
Molecular function (GO): phosphatidylinositol-4,5-bisphosphate binding
Source: RefSeq, a predicted model, not a curated record